AUGCAGGCGAAUCAGAUGCAGAUCACCGAUCGUAUGAUCAGUAUACUGAAAAACAUCGAUUCUAAAAGGAGCUGCUUCGUUCACACAGAGCAGCUCGAGCUGAGUGUCGCCACUGAUGAAUCAGAAAAUGAAACGACACAGGAUCAUAGGAAGAAACAAGCAAGACAGGCUGUAAACCAGAAUAAGCAGGAGAGCUCGGAUUUGCAAGUCCAGCUGGAUGAAAUAAGCAGAAUACUCUGUGUGGAGCCUCUGAAUAAGGAGGAAAGAGCCGAGCUGGAACGUCUGCGUCAGAAGCACAGGGGCCGCAUCCUGAACUCAGCCAACGCAGAGGCCUGGGAUGUGUCUGAGGCAGUGGACAGAAGAUAUCCGCAGGACAUUAAGCAGAUCAUGUUCGAGCUACUCAACAAAACCAGUCAAAGGGAUGACACGACUCUGAGAGAGGAACUGGGACAGAAAUUCAGGAAGGUGCAGACGCAGCGGUGUGGCGAGGAACAGAUUGAGCAGGUGAUUCACGGUAUUAUAGGGAAGGAGCAAUCUGAGCAAAAAGACAGGGAGAGAAAAAGGAAAGAAAAUUAUUUCAAAAAGGAUUGGAAGAGGGAUAAGCAGAGAAUGAUAGAAAGAGCAAGAGAGGCAGAAAGAUGGAUGCAGAUGGAGGAAAAGUUUGAGGAAAUGAAGAGGGAAAUGGAUGCAGAGAUCUACGUGAUGAAGCAGGAGCUGGAGAUGGAGAGAGACAGGAGGAAAAAGAUAAAGAAGCAAGCCAGACAAAAGCUACAACGCCUCAGGGAACGAAUAAGGAUCUUGAAGAGAGAAAUCGAAGAAAUGAAGGAAACAGAGGGACUGAGGAAGACGAAACAGAAUGAGAGUAGUCACUGCCAUUAUGCUCCGUCAGAAGGAGGAGUCAAGAAUGCCAGAGUGGGCGUGGACAAUAAAGAAGGGCAGAAGCAGAAAUUUAAGAGGCACUUCAUGGCUGUCUUUGCGUGGAUAUUAAAAGGACUGAGAUGUGUUGGCUCAGCAUUAGCACUGGUUUAUAGUUAUUUUUGUACCUUAUACUGUAGGUAGGCAUAUGCAUUCCUUAAACCCAGCCACAGACUUAGUAAGGCCUCACCUUACAUUCUUAGAGUGCACUAUAUACUGUUACUGUGAUACAGUUGCGGCACUUCACUCAGAGGACAAUUCACUGUGUUUGCUUGGCUUUUGGGAUACCUUGGACUGUUCCGGCAAUUAAAGGGCACUUUGUAGAGUUUGAUCUAUUGUGAAGGCACCUUAGAGGGCACUUCACUAAGUUUGCUCUACUGCUGGGGCACCUUUAAGGGUGUUUAAUCUACUGUUGGGACAUCUUCACUUUACUGUGUGUGUUCUAUUGUUGGAGCACCUUAUACGGCAUGUUAUAGUGUUUAACCUUCUGUUAAACUACUGUUAGGGCACCUUUCAGGGCACUGCAUUGUGUUUCCUCUACUGGUAGGGCACAUUAAAGGGCUUUUUCGCUUUCUACUGUUGGGGCAUCUUAGGGUAGGGCUGCAUGAUUUUUGCUAAAAAUGUAAAUCACAAUUAUUUUCUCCACGAGAACUAAGAUCAUGGUUCUAUCACACAAU
Messenger RNA from Clarias gariepinus (North African catfish), 1592 nucleotides. RefSeq lists its product as uncharacterized. The transcript is spliced from 4 exons. The coding region runs from base 1 to 1059 and encodes 352 amino acids. Lineage: Eukaryota; Metazoa; Chordata; Actinopteri; Siluriformes; Clariidae. The record is from RefSeq and is a predicted model, not a curated record.